ACACAACAGCGCGUGGACGCGCAGGCAGGCAGAGACGUUUUUCAUCUUAUUUCAUUUCCUCUUCACUUACAGGCCAGAUUCGGGCUGUCUGGUCGAAAAGCCAGAAACACUGAAUGAUCGGAUUUAAUCACGAGAGGUGUAAAGCUAACUGCUUCAUGACAUUAGAGAGCUAAAGUCAUGAAGACAGAUGAUUGACACUCUGAUGGUGUUCAUCAGUGUAACACACUCAUAGAGGAGACCAACACACACACACACUCAACAUGUCUGUUGUACAGGCAACAUGGCCGGCCGGGACCGAGUGUGUGGCCAAGUAUAAUUUCAAAGGCAGUACAGAGCAAGAUCUUCCCUUCAACAGAGGAGACUUACUAACCAUCAUCUGUGUAACUAAGGACCCAAACUGGUACAAAGCAAAGAAUGCACUGGGCAGAGAGGGGACGAUCCCAGCCAACUACAUCCAGAAGAGAGAAGGAGUGAAAUCUGGAGGCAAACUGAGUCUGAUGCCAUGGUUUCAUGGUAAAAUCACACGAGAUCAGGCGGAGCGACUGUUGUAUCCGCCGGAGACCGGACUGUUUCUGGUGCGUGAGAGUACAAACUACCCUGGUGACUACACGCUGUGUGUGAGCUGUGAGGGGAAGGUUGAACAUUACCGCAUCAUCUAUCACAGCGGAAAACUCACCAUCGAUGAGGAGAUUUAUUUUGACAACCUCAUGCAGCUGGUGGAGCACUACACUAAAGAUGCAGACGGUCUGUGCACACGACUGAUCAAACCCAAACUGAUGGAGGGAACUGUGGCGGCACAGGAUGAGUUUUUGAGGAGUGGAUGGGCUCUGAACAGGAAAGACCUGAAACUUCUGCAAACUAUCGGUAAAGGAGAGUUUGGAGAUGUAAAGGUCGGAGAUUACCGCGGUACAAAAGUGGCUGUAAAGUGUAUCAAACAUGACGCCACAGCUCAGGCGUUUCUUGCUGAAGCUUCAGUCAUGACUCAGCUGAGACACAAUAACCUGGUGCAGCUAUUAGGGGUGAUUGUGGAAGAGAGGGGCAGUUUGUUCAUUGUCACCGAGUACAUGGCAAAGGGCAGUCUGGUGGAUUACCUGCGCUCACGGGGUCGAACCGUACUCGGGGGCGAGUGUCUCUUUAAAUUCUCUGUUGACGUAUGUGAUGCCAUGGAGUAUUUGGAGACCAAUAACUUCGUACACAGAGAUUUGGCGGCUCGUAACGUCCUGGUGUCCGAUGACAACAUUGCCAAAGUGAGCGACUUCGGUUUGACCAAAGAGGCUUCAUCCACCCAGGACACGGGCAAACUUCCGAUCAAAUGGACUUCACCAGAGGCUCUGCGUGAGAAAAGGUUCUCCACUAAAUCAGAUGUUUGGAGUUAUGGAGUUCUUCUCUGGGAGAUUUACUCUUUCGGACGAGUGCCGUACCCCAGAAUUCCACUGAAGGAAGUUGUUCCUCGGGUGGAGAGAGGUUAUAAGAUGGAUCCUCCAGACGGCUGUCCGGCCGCUGUAUAUGAUCUGAUGAAGCAGUGUUGGACGCUGGAUCCCGUCGGGCGACCCUCCUUUCAAAUGCUGCGGGAGAAACUGCAGCACAUCAGAGCCAAAGAGUUACAUCUGUGAACCCACCGGAGAGAAAAGAGGACGAGAGGAACUCUUGUAUCACAAAACAUUUGAACUGGGACUCUGCGUCCUUCUGUGUGUGUGCUGGGACGUGGACACAAUCUCAUCAUUAUAAAUAUGAGAAGAGGAACACCUGCGUGUGUGUGUGUGUGCGUGUGCGUGUGCGUGUGCGUGCGCGUGCG
Paramisgurnus dabryanus is the source of this 1795-nucleotide messenger RNA. RefSeq names its product tyrosine-protein kinase CSK. The record is from RefSeq and is a predicted model, not a curated record. Gene Ontology annotation, molecular function: protein binding; ATP binding; protein tyrosine kinase activity. Lineage: Eukaryota; Metazoa; Chordata; Actinopteri; Cypriniformes; Cobitidae. Gene Ontology annotation, biological process: protein phosphorylation.